Molecule: messenger RNA, 2150 nt
Organism: Asterias rubens (European starfish)
Lineage: Eukaryota; Metazoa; Echinodermata; Asteroidea; Forcipulatida; Asteriidae
Exons: 3
Coding region: 222-1688 (488 amino acids)
Source: RefSeq, a predicted model, not a curated record
UGCAAAUUUAUGUGUAAAAGACUCGAGCACACAGUUCGUGCAUAACGUGUACGGGUGUGUAUGUGUUUUAUACGAGGGUUCAGAGCAUAUUGUGUGUCCACAGCACACAGCAACCCAAACGCCAUUUUGUAACAUUUGGGGCGCGUAUAAGUGGAGUCGUGGACACUGUCUCUGUUCGUUUUGAGGAAAUUUUAGUAGAAAAACUCACAGGAGUUUUUGCAAUGUAUGGAGGAGGAAGUAGGGGGAAGUGUCCAGAAAACUGGCAAACAGCCGAAAUCUUGAAAUGGAUUCAAGACAACGACCAUUCCAAAGGAGAUAUUAAAAGUAGAGUAAUGGGGGUCGUGCAAGCCAAUGACUUGGACGGCCACACUUUGAAGCAACUGGUGGCUGAAAAAGACGAGAUUCAAAAUCUGUUCCCAGCACUGAAGGAGAGACUGGCGUUUAAGUCUAUGCUCAGGAAUCUGUUCAAGGAAGUGGGUAAGGUGUUAUCAAUUGAACCGCCUAGCAACCUCGUCCCCAAGCAUUCACCGCCCGCUCCCGUGAUGGUAGCAUCCUACCCUCAUAAACUACAACCCGCAACCUCGUUCCCUCCUCUCCAAAACAGUAUUCGCUUCCCGGUGGUCACCACACCAACAAGAACAUAUCUCCCCCGAGAAGGAGGACCAACGCUUCCCGGCCGCCCCAGACUCCAUCGUCCAGUGGACACGCAUCAAGUGACGUCACAAAAGAGAAUAUUCAUGGAUAGGCCACCAAUUGACUCAGUUUUGCCAAAGAAAAUAAGGGAUUUGAUACACACUGAGAAAACCUUCACUUUGCCAUCGUCGGUUCCUUUCUCCGUGAAUACCUCCUCACCCAUAAACAUAACCACUCAGCCACUGUACUUUAACAGUCAAUCUAUGAUGUCUCCUCCACAAGCAAAGAGGCAAGCACUCUAUCACAAUGUCACCUCACCACCACCCAUCUCUCGAAGUAUCCCCUCAUCCUGCUCUGCCCCAACUGUCACCCAAACUGGCACCUCAAUUCAGCUCCCUACCACUCCUCCUCAACCCCCGCCACAGAAGUCGCCUCAAAUAAUUUCCUCAGUCACUUCGUACGGCCUAGGUGUUGUACCAAGUGAAAAAACUCCUGCAUCCAACUCAUGGCUGGUCAGUAGCAGCAACAACUCGGAACCAAAAGUCUGCCCUACAGACUCGUCCUCCGCUGGAUAUUGUAGAUGUAUAAACUAUCCGGCUCCAAUCCCAGACUUUGAAGACGAUAUCCUGGAGUGCAUGGCGAAGACGGGAGGGAUUCGUCCUGUCGUGAGAAAGAGGAUCAUGCGGGACGCCUCCCAAUUCUAUGUCAGCAUUACCAUGGGGCAGAGACUCAACUCCAAUGAUUAUGCCAACAUUGGACGCACAAUGAUUGAAAAGUUCCCGGCUUUGUCGUGUGGAGGUCUGAUUCCUUGGGCACUGUUCAACAAAAGUCUCAGCCAAUGCAUCCGAAACCUUCGUCGCCGUUUGAAGAAAAUCAACGGGGGAUUCGAGUCACUGAACAAAGCAGGAGACGACCUCGAGUCCGGGAGUGCUGUUACGUUCGACCCCAUUGAUUUAUCAGAUGAAGAAAUUGGAGAAGGGGAGGAGGAUGGAGGACAAGAUGUCUUCUUCAUCAAGGAAGAGAUACCUGUUUGGACUGAGGAUCAAGUGCAGUAGACGUUUAUCACUUCAAGAAAUAUUUCUGAGUCGGAGCUGACUUUCUGAGUCGGAGUUGACAAACUGGGUUUCCGGUCCAAAAAACAAGACUCAAUGUUUUCAUUUCUUGAUCGUUUACAAAGUCAACUGAUCUGGAUUCAGAGUCAGCUCUGCUGAUAUUCCGGGUUGGUUUAACCGAGGUCAGAGGUCAGGAAGAGACUGCAGUCGAACCAACCAUGCAUGUUUAGAGCGCCGCGCGGGUCCAUUUUAUGGACCUAUUUUUAUGAUAGGGGUAUAGCACUUAACUUCUUUCUUUAAAAAAACUGCAUAAGCUUUCGUACAUAGCAACAUCUAUUGCGUCGAAUGCAAUGAUGGAGGGCACAAGCCAAAAUAAUGUACAUUCUACAAGAAAUAGUCAAUGAUUCCUAUGUCGAGCCAGUGAGCAGUCACUAUUAAAGACCAUCUAUUUGUGGUAGUUGGACA